AUGGUGGCUGUGUACGGGGCCGCCUUCUUUGGCUGGGCCCUGAUUUAUUACGUCACGUGGAGGUGGGACGGCACCUGCUUCGUUGGUUUCAGCAGUUUCCAGUCAGCUGUGCUGUUCUCCAUCGAGACGAUGUUCACGAUUGGGUACGGCACCCAUGCCAUCGGCGACUGCUGGCUGCCGGCCGCGCUGGUGGGGGCGCACUGCCUGCUGGGCCUCCUCAUGGAGAGCGUCUUCAUCGGCAUCGUGUUUGCCAAGAUCAGCCACCCAAAGGCAGGUGCAUGA
Messenger RNA from Monoraphidium neglectum, 282 nucleotides. RefSeq names its product inwardly-rectifying potassium channel. The transcript has 3 exons. Gene Ontology annotation, biological process: potassium ion import across plasma membrane; regulation of monoatomic ion transmembrane transport. The record is from RefSeq and is a predicted model, not a curated record. Gene Ontology annotation, molecular function: inward rectifier potassium channel activity. The coding region runs from base 1 to 282 and encodes 93 amino acids. Gene Ontology annotation, cellular component: plasma membrane. Lineage: Eukaryota; Viridiplantae; Chlorophyta; Chlorophyceae; Sphaeropleales; Selenastraceae.